Molecule: messenger RNA, 942 nt
Organism: Lepus europaeus (European hare)
Lineage: Eukaryota; Metazoa; Chordata; Mammalia; Lagomorpha; Leporidae
Product: olfactory receptor 10G3
Exons: 1
Coding region: 1-942 (313 amino acids)
Biological process (GO): G protein-coupled receptor signaling pathway
Cellular component (GO): membrane
Molecular function (GO): G protein-coupled receptor activity; olfactory receptor activity
Source: RefSeq, a predicted model, not a curated record
AUGGAAAAAGCUAACAGCUCGCUGCUAGCUGAAUUCAUCCUCAUAGGCAUUCCCUAUCCACCCGGGCUCAGGACAUUCCUUUUUGUGUUGUUUUUGCUAAUCUACAUGCUGACUCAGUUGGGGAACCUGCUUAUCCUAGUCACUGUCUGGGCAGACCCGCAGCUCCAUGCCCGCCCCAUGUACAUCUUCCUUGGUGUCCUGUCCAUCAUCGACAUGAGCAUCUCUUCCAUCAUCGUCCCUCGCCUCAUGAUGAACUUCACUUCGGGCAUCAAACCCAUCCCAUUCGGUGGCUGUAUCGCUCAGCUUUAUUUCUACCACUUCCUGGGCAGCACCCAGUGCUUCCUCUACACCUUGAUGGCUUACGAUAGGUACCUGGCCAUAUGUCGGCCCCUGCACUACCCUGUACUCAUGACUGCUAAGCUGAGUGCCUUGCUCGUGGCUGGAGCUUGGGUGGCUGGCUCCAUCCAUGGGGCUCUCCAGGCUAUACUAACCUUUCGCCUGCCCUACUGUGGGUCCAAUCAAGUAGAUUACUUCUUCUGUGACAUCCCUGCAGUUCUGAGGCUGGCCUGUGCUGACACCUCGGUCAACGAGCUGGUGACCUUUGUGGACAUUGGGGUGGUGGUGGCCAGCUGCUUCUCCUUGAUCCUCCUCUCCUAUGUCCAGAUCAGUCGGGCCAUCCUGAGGAUCCGGACAGCUGAUGGGCGGCGCCGGGCCUUUUCCACUUGUGGAGCCCAUGUCACCGUGGUCACUGUGUACUACGUGCCCUGUGCCUUCAUCUACCUGAGGCCUGAAACCAGCAGCCCCCUGAGCGAGGCAGCUGCUCUGUUCCCCACAGCCAUCACGCCUUUCCUCAACCCCCUCAUCUACACUCUGCGGAACCAGGAGGUGAAGCUGGCCCUGAGGAGAAUGAUAGGGGGCUCAAGGGCAAAGAGUGAGCUUUGA